AUGGGAGAACUUCAGACAUUAGAAACUCCGGUUGUCGCUUCAAAGGCCGAACAACCAAUGAUCGUGAGUCAACAUUCAUUACUGCAAGCAGUAACCUACCUGCGUUCUGAACUUGACAAAAUUCAGAACGAAAAAAAAGAUUUAGCUAGGGAGCGCACUUCAUUGCUAGAACAACUCGAAAUAGAAAAGAAUAAGAACAAUAGCUCUAAAGAUAGCAUAGAGACAGCGAUAAGCAAUCAAGAGGAGACGGAAGAAAACAGUGAACAGGAUAAGACGAUCGUAGAGUUGCGAUCGCAACUUGAACGGCUUGAAAAAGAAAAACAGGAAUUGAUCGCACAGGAACAGCAAGAAAAGCAAAGCAUAAAAGAGCAACUCGAUCAAGCUCAGGAGGAAAAUGAAAACUUCAAGUCUCAGCUUGAUCAGGCUCAAGAAGAAAGGCAAAACCUAAAAACUCAACUUGAACAGGUUCAAGAAGAAAAGCAAAAUUUAAAGGCUCAACUCGAACAGACUCAGGAGGAAAAGCGACAGCUAGAAGUGCAACAUCAAAGUUUAAUUGCAAAGUUGGCAAAUUUUAAGACUUCAAUAGCCGACAAAUUAAAAACGGAUAUGGAAGAUCUUAAUCAGAAAAGGCAACAAAUAGAAGAACUCAAUACACUUGUUUCUGAACUACAAUUGGAUCUCGCAACGUCACGUAACGAACGUGAAAAUACCGCUCAACAAUUGCAAACCUUGGAAGCGCAACUUUAUGAUAUACAACUUCAAACUUCACACGAGAUAUCCGAAAAAGACAAAACAAUUCGAGAUUUACAAAUCAACUUGGACCGUUCCGAAAGGGAAAGGUUAGAUGGGGAGGUAACAAUCAUGGAGUUAAAAAGUGCAAAGGACGAAUUGCUUUCCCGCAUAAAACAUUUGGAGAGGGAGAUGGAGACAUUGAAACAUGAGAAGGAAACGUUAAAGGUAGAAAAGGAUAAUGAAUCCGAGAGUCUGAAUAAUUUACAGAAUGUCUUGGAAGAGUUUGAAGCAGCUAAACAAUCAGAAAUUCGGGAGGCUGUCGAAGGAAUACAACGACGUCUUUCAACAGCUACCAAGGAACUAACCGAAUUUAAAGAUCGGGCAUUGUUAGCGGAGAAUCAACUAACACAGAUCAAGGAAGAGGUUGGUCGUACAACUCAAUACGAGAAAGAGAUUAAAGAAAAAAAUAUAUUGAUUGGAAAGUUACGACAUGAAGCCGUAAUUUUGAACGAGCACCUUACCGAAGCCCUUCGCCGUAUGAGAGAAGAAAGCAGUGAGAAUAACGUGGACAGACGUCUGAUUACCAAUCUGCUGAUAGCGUUUUUCAAUACUCCGCGUGGAGAUAGUAAACGCUUCGAAAUAUUACAAUUGAUGGCUAGUAUGUUGCAGUGGAAUGAGGAGCAGAAAGAGCAAGUGGGAUUGAUAAGGAAGGCAUCCAAAACCAUAGAUAAUGGUUGGACUACCGGAUUAUGGACGCCAACGAUAGAGAGACCGCGGAGUAGAUUAUCCGAGGAUGUUUCUAGGCCGAUCAUUAGAAUAUCCGAAGAGGAUGAUCAAAAAGAGUCAUUUUCAGACAUGUGGAUAUCAUUUCUGCUUAAGGAAGCAAGUAAAGAUGAUGAAGAGCAAAAAGUUGAUAAUAGUUCUACUUCUACUCAGAGCGAAUAA
This is a messenger RNA of Acaulospora morrowiae, 1677 nucleotides long. NCBI's taxonomy places the organism in Eukaryota, Fungi, Glomeromycota, Glomeromycetes, Diversisporales, Acaulosporaceae. The record is from the annotation of a GenBank genome assembly.